UGCGCAGGCAGCCCCUGGGACCCGGAAGUGGCGCGCCGAGCUGAGGUCCUCGCCCAGCUGCCGCCGAGUCCGAGUCCCGGCUGAGGCGGCGGGAGCAGGAGAGUCCGAGUCCCGGCUGAGGCGGCGGCGGCGGGAGCAGGAGAGUCCGAGUUCCGGCCGGGCCGCGUCCCGCCGCUAUGAGCGCGGCCGGGCUGGUGUCUCCCGCGCCGCCGGCCCCUGUCCCGGCGGGGCUGCCCCCCGCCGCGCUGCCCGCCGGCCCCGAGUACUACGAGGAGGAGGAGCUGGAGAGCGCCGAGGAGGAGGACGGCGAGCGCAGCGGCCGGGCCCGGGACUCCGACGAGGAUACUGAGGAUGCUAGUGAAACUGACUUGGCAAAGCAUGAUGAAGAGGACUAUGUAGAAAUGAAAGAACAGAUGUAUCAGGACAAACUGGCAUCUCUUAAGAGGCAGUUACAACAAUUGCAGGAAGGUACUUUGCAAGAAUAUCAAAAAAGAAUGAAAAAACUGGAUCAGCAAUACAAGGAACGGAUACGGAAUGCAGAACUUUUCCUCCAGUUGGAAACAGAGCAGGUGGAGAGAAAUUAUAUCAAAGAGAAGAAGGCAGCAGUGAAGGAGUUUGAAGAUAAGAAAAUUGAGUUGAAGGAAAAUCUGAUUGCUGAAUUAGAAGAGAAGAAGAAGAUGAUAGAGAAUGAAAAGCUAACCAUGGAGCUAACAGGAGAUUCCAUGGAAGUGAAACCUAUCAUGACGAGGAAAUUGAGAAGGAGGCCAAAUGACCCUGUUCCGAUCCCGGAUAAGAGGAGAAAACCUGCCCCUGCCCAGUUAAAUUAUCUGCUGACAGAUGAACAGAUAAUGGAGGAUCUUAGGACACUGAAUAAGCAUCUCCUUCAUCUCCAGAACACCUACCAGCCACACUUGCAGAAUCUCCGGCACAGCGGUUUGAGGCUCGGAUUGAAGAUGGCAAACUCUACUAUGAUAAAAGAUGGUACCACAAGAGCCAGGCUAUUUACCUGGAGUCAAAAGAGAACACUAAGAUCAGCUGUGUGAUCAGCUCUGUAGGAGCCAACGAGAUCUGGGUGAGGAAGACCAGUGACAGCACAAAAAUGAGGAUCUAUCUCGGACAGCUACAGCGAGGGGUUUUUGUGAUCCGUCGGCGAUCAGCUGCAUGACUGUCUGACUCUUCCUUGAUUUUUUUUCUUUUUAAAAAAAAGAACCCUCUUACAGGGAAUAGCAGUCUAUCCACCCAGCCAUAGCAACAGAGAUGGUGUUAUGGCCUCCUGAGAGACUGUUAGUGGCUGGCCACAUCAUCCCCAUAGUCCUUAAGUCUCUAGUGACACUCAAGCACAGCCCUGGAGCGCUGGACUUCUGGACUUUGCCAUAAAGCUUCUCUGAACUUUUUUCAUAUUUCCGGAGACUAUAUUUAAGAAGACUCUGCAUCAUAUUUUCUCAUCUUUAUAUCUUUGUACCGUGAAGCGUGUGUGUACAUGGACAACACCAUAAGUUAAGUUUUGAAUUGUGGGGGAGCCCAGCUAUUUUCCUUGUUGAAAGCUAGCUCUGGUUUUUCUGCAAAGCUUAGGGUGCUGAGCAGGAGGAGACUCAUCCAACUAGCUUUCUCUGUAACAACAUGACAUCGGUUCUUUUGGAGGAGCUGUUGAAAGAUUUGCCCAUGCAAUGAGGAUUUUUUAGGAAAGUGUGAAAAGUGUUUUGGAAACCUGUAACGUGCUGAUGUUCCAGUUGAUUUUAACCUGGUUAAACACAGUCAUACUUGGUGAAUCCAAAGCUUCCUUUCUCUUCACAUUAAAAACCCUUCAGAUGAACAGACAUUGUGUGUCUAUACUGCUACACUGCAUCUCCGUACAUAGAUGAGUAUAAACCAAAGGAUUAACUGGACUCUGCAUGAGGCAGUGACAUUGUAUGAACAGCACAGUAUAAUCACUGAUAAUUUUACCUUCCAGUACUGUACAUAAGUUCCUUGAAAUUGAUGACUCAACUAAUUAAUGGGCCCUACUGGAACAGUUGAUUAACUUAUGAUAUAGAUCUUUGCUCUCAAGGGCCUGAUACAAAAUGAAAAGCUGCAUUGCUAGGCCUUGACAGUGUGUAUGAAGCCUAAUUCCCCAAAUGUCAUAAAGUUUCUCUUUCAAGGUGUUUUUUAAGUUAGAAACCAAGAUGAAUCUCUACAGUGUCCUCUUCAAAAGUGCUGUAAUUCUACAGUAUUUAACUGAUAGUGGCAUCCAUUCAAGGGUGUUUAAACCACUUGAGUUCCUGGUAGCUAUUUUCUAAAAAUACUUUAUUCACAAGUGGGCACUGAUGGCCAGAGGCCACCAUGAAAUGUGUUUGAUGCAGUAACAUGAACUAUACAACAUAUAGGAAAGAGUGUCAACUUUCUGCCUUCUAUAUGAGUGAAACUGAGUCUCCACCUGAAAACAUUGGGCAAUGAGUUAAUGUGCUCCUUUAUCAGUGUCUGUCACUUGGAAGUGGGUCUUUAUUCUUGUUUUUAAAAUGCCGCCUUGUUCAUGAUUAGGUUUGUAUUUCAUAUUUGGGUAAAUGAAAUAUUUUAAAUUUA
This is a messenger RNA of Mauremys mutica (yellowpond turtle), 2559 nucleotides long. It is a transcript of the gene SUDS3, whose product is annotated as SDS3 homolog, SIN3A corepressor complex component. Gene Ontology annotation, molecular function: histone deacetylase binding. Bases 177 to 1043 code for a protein of 288 amino acids. The record is from RefSeq and is a predicted model, not a curated record. The transcript has 11 exons. Gene Ontology annotation, cellular component: Sin3-type complex. Gene Ontology annotation, biological process: negative regulation of transcription by RNA polymerase II. NCBI's taxonomy places the organism in Eukaryota, Metazoa, Chordata, Testudines, Geoemydidae.